Messenger RNA from Rhizopus microsporus ATCC 52813, 648 nucleotides. RefSeq lists its product as uncharacterized. Lineage: Eukaryota; Fungi; Mucoromycota; Mucoromycetes; Mucorales; Rhizopodaceae. The transcript has a single exon. Bases 160 to 426 code for a protein of 88 amino acids. The record is from RefSeq and is a predicted model, not a curated record.
UGCGGCCAAUUUCUGUUAUAGUAAAGAAAUGGUUAUGUACCAUUUGUGUCAUAUAAAAAACUAAUUGGCAUCCUACAAAGCAUUGCAAAAUGGUUAUGAUCUGGAACACACCGUAAUGACGUUUUUCUCCUUACCAUUGACUUGAAAAGUCAGAACAGGAUGGCUAUGCUUCAAAGCGCUGUUGCGCGACAAGGCGGCGAGCUUGAGCGUGUCCAAGCAAAGAGAAUGGUUGGUGGUGCUGUCAUCGCCAAGCUUGACUUCUCCAAAGCCAGCGGAUUUCCUAAACGUGCGUUGGACCAAGCUGGAUACAAUGGCGUCCGGCCGAGUGACAGUAGUCAGAGUAUCCUCCUUGUUCGAUUGUUCGACCACCGUAAAACAAACUCCUUCGUUGUAUCCGCCACCAUGGACGACAGCAACGGAUCAUAGUAUCUUGUCUGUAUGUCUAUUUCGCUCAACUUGCUCUUGUCUGCGAUAGGAUCAAGCGGUAGUUUCACCAACCUACAAUCAGCAUAAAUGAAGGGAAGAACAAGGAUUUCAAAUUAGUACUUGUAUGCGUUCUUUUCUCUACCACACAGUGUUACUUACAAAUCAGCGAUGCCUUCAACGACGCUAGAUUUAAAAGGACCCAUACUAAUCGCCAGAGUCAAG